Aspergillus uvarum CBS 121591 is the source of this 2226-nucleotide messenger RNA. RefSeq lists its product as uncharacterized. Lineage: Eukaryota; Fungi; Ascomycota; Eurotiomycetes; Eurotiales; Aspergillaceae. Bases 1 to 2226 code for a protein of 741 amino acids. The record is from RefSeq and is a predicted model, not a curated record. The transcript has a single exon.
AUGUCGAACUACAAAAACAACAGCCGCAAUUACAACCGCAACAAUAAUAAUAACAACAACCGCAAUAAUAACAACCGCAAUAAUAACAACCGCAACAACAACAAUAACAACAAUAAUAACAACAACAACAGCAACAACAGCAACAACAACAACCGUCUCUCUGUGCACGAACUCCAGCAGGACAAGGAGGUCCUCGACCAUCUCCGCGACAGGAAUGAGUCGCCCGAAGUCAAGGCGGAGUGGUUCUACCAGACCCUCGACCAGAACAAGACGCAGCUGACCCAUGCCGAGCAGAAGGCGGUUGGCCUCGACACGGAGAACACCCAACUCAAGAACCAGCUGCUAGCGCUGACGAAGGCCCUGACCGAGACGGAGAAGCAAUGGCACCGCAAAGAACAGGCGUUGCGCCAGGAGCUCCAGGCGAGCAACAAAAGAGGCAAACGGCACGAGAAGAACUUUAUCAAGUCGAAAAGGGAGAAUGCCAACCUGAAAGUGAGAACCGCGAGGCAGGAAGAGCUGUUCAACGAGGCACGGGAGAGGUGUCGGCAGAUGGGCCAAAAUGCCAAGCAUCGCAACAAGAGCUUGAAGGACUUGCAGAACCAGCUUGUCCGGUACAGCAAGGAAGUAGGAGAGGCGAAAAAAGAACUGCAUCAUAGUCUGCAGAGAAACAGCUAUAGUGACGAAAGCGUCGAAUCGCUGAACGACAAGUUGGAGGAGGAGAACUCGUGUCUCAAUGAGAAGCUCCGCCGUGCAGUUCGAAUGGCAUCUGCCCAGGACGACGCCCUAUACCUGGUUGCGAAGGGCAAGUCGAAGGAAGAGAUACAGAAAAAGAACAAAAAGAAUAACAGCACAAGAAAUAGCCAACAAGACGACGAGAUGGUCGAUGUCCUGGAUGAAACGAACCGAAGUCAACUCCUGGAGGGUUUCAGCCAGAAAUUAGCGGCCUUUACCAACUACGCCAAAAGCUCACACGGUUACGAUACAGCCUACGAUCAUGAUAUGGCAGAUCCGUCCGCAAACCCGCAUAACGAUCUCAGAACUGGAGUGAAAUGGUGGCGCGGGGGAGAGGAGGAGGCCCCGGAGGAGAGGAAAAAGAGAAAGAAACGGGAGAUCCCCCAGAGCAUGGUUGCCCAGCUCUGGAACCAACCCCGGGAGACCAUGCUGGUGGAUCAGGGCUCCAGCGUGUGGGUGGAAGAGCCCCGGGUGCCGCUGUACCUGCCGCCGACCCCGACCGAGCCCCGAUUCGAGGCGAGAUCGCGCAAACGGGGGUUCGCGGACUUCAGUCUGGAAGGCGAAGCCAUGGCGCCGGACCCUAUUCUGGAGAUGGGCGACCACCUCAAGCGCAUGCGCAUGGGCGACUUGGAGUUCGACUUCGAGUGGCCGUCCCAGGCGCCGGACAGCGGAUUCAUGGCCAUCACGAAGAUGCUGGACGACAUGAACGUCUCGCGGACCUACCUCGAUGAGAUCACCCCGGAGACGGCGCUCGAGCAGUUCCUGGUGGUCAUCCAGACCGCGAUGGCGACGGAGAUGCAGCGCACGCCGACGAUUGAGGAGCUCCUCGAGAAAGUCGUCUGGUACCUGAAGGAGGCCUCGGUCGUCAACUUCAACCAGCUCCAGAGCCGGUUGGAGCAGUCACAAGCGCUGGCAUUACCGCCGCCGCCGCCAUUGGUCCCCAAGGCGCGGGUCAUUUCCGUGAAGCAGCCAACCGAGCAGGCGUCCACAGCGCCGGCCAAGGUCCUCCCCCGCGAGAAGACCCGAUUCGUCGGCCCCAGCUACCUCCCGCCCACGCACAAGCCCACCAUGCUCCGCAGCAGCUUCCCCACCACCGCCAAGGAAUGGACGAAGCUGUCCGCCGACCAAGACUACCGGAAGGAGGUCGAAGUCCAGAAACCCGCCGACCCGUCCGAGUCCGAGUACGUCCUCCAGCCCCACGAGCCGCGCGACUUUCGGAAGUUCGGCGGUGCCAUCGACUUCGACCCGCCGAAGCAGCGCCCUUGGCUGCGGCGGCUGGGCUGCGUCGGAGGGCUCUGCGCCUUGGCUUACAUCGCGCUCAGCCGGUACUACGCGGCGCAGAAUUCGGCCUCGCUCUGGAUGGACUCUAAUGAGGUCCCCCUGGAGCUCUUGCGGGUCUUGCGCAAGAGCCACAUCGACGAGCACGAGAUUGUGCAAAUCAUGCGGUAUGGUGCGGCUAGAUUUGCGGAUCUCAAUGCGGGGAUAUUGGGCUGA